CUUUUUUUUCUUGGAGGAUAUUAUUGAAAUGUCCAUUUUAAAGCAAAAAUGGAGAAAGCUCUGUCAAUUGUUAUUGAUAUUCAUAUAUAUUUUCUAAUAAAGCAAAAGUCUAUUCCAAAAAUAAUUCAGUACAUGGCGACAACUCAUCUCUAUUGAACCCGAAAGCGAGAUCCAAGCACCAAUCCUCCACUCUCCCUCCUUUUAUAAGCUUAAACUCACGCAUUUUCCACUGCAUCACUAUGGCCACCGAUGCUUCUCCGAAAUAUCGGACCCCCGAUUUCCACCCCGAAGUUUCGGUAACUCCCUCUACACCAGCAACACUACAGCAUGACGGCCUUGAGUUCUGGCAGUUUAUGAUUUCAGGGUCCAUCGCCGGCUCCGUUGAACACAUGGCUAUGUUCCCAGUUGACACUCUCAAGACUCGCAUGCAAGUCCUGGACGCGUCCUUCCCUGUUAAGCCCAUCGGCGUCCGUCAAGCCUUUAACUCGAUACUGAAGCUCGAGGGUCCUGCGGGUCUUUACCGGGGCAUUGGAGCCAUGGGUCUCGGCGCAGGACCAGCACAUGCUGUGUACUUCUCAGUUUAUGAGCUCUGUAAAGAGUUCUUCUCCCGUGGAGACCCGAAUAACUCCGUGGCUCAUGCAGUUUCAGGAAUUUGUGCAACUGUUGCAAGCGAUGCGGUGAUUACGCCGAUGGAUAUGGUCAAGCAGAGAUUGCAGUUGAAGAGCAGUCCUUACAAGGGAGUCGCCGACUGCGUGAAGAGGGUUUUGGUGGAAGAAGGGAUUGGUGCUCUUUAUGCGUCGUAUCGGACUACGGUAGUAAUGAACGCACCUUUUACGGCAGUUCAUUUUGCAACUUAUGAGGCUGCAAAGAGAGGGCUGAUGGAGGUGGACCCGGAGAGUGCAAGUGAGGAGAGUUUGGUAGUUCAUGCCACCGCUGGCGCGAUGGCUGGCGCUCUUGCCGCUGCUGUCACGACACCACUUGAUGUUGUUAAAACUCAGUUGCAGUGCCAGGGCGUGUGUGGUUGUGACAGAUUUUCAAGCAGUUCAAUUGGAAAUGUAAUCCAAACAAUAGUAAGGAAAGACGGUUGUCGUGGGCUUAUGAGGGGCUGGAUUCCAAGGAUCCUUUUCCAUGCUCCUGCUGCUGCCAUUUGCUGGUCCACAUAUGAAGCAUCCAAGUCCUUCUUUCAAAGACUGAAUGAUACUGAUACCUCAAAUUGCUAAGCUAAAAAUACCUGCCUUGUACCUGCAGGCUCUUAAGAACUUGCUGUUUAUGUUCAUGGCAUCCUUCAGCUCAUUCAUAUUUUUAUUAAUGAAAGGAUGGCUGUUGAAGCAAUUGACAAUUAAGA
Molecule: messenger RNA, 1345 nt
Organism: Mangifera indica (mango)
Lineage: Eukaryota; Viridiplantae; Streptophyta; Magnoliopsida; Sapindales; Anacardiaceae
Product: mitoferrin-like
Exons: 2
Coding region: 240-1220 (326 amino acids)
Biological process (GO): iron import into the mitochondrion
Cellular component (GO): mitochondrial membrane
Molecular function (GO): ferrous iron transmembrane transporter activity
Source: RefSeq, a predicted model, not a curated record